Messenger RNA from Trichosurus vulpecula (common brushtail), 1260 nucleotides. It is a transcript of the gene ANKRD61, whose product is annotated as ankyrin repeat domain 61. The coding region runs from base 1 to 1260 and encodes 419 amino acids. Gene Ontology annotation, molecular function: protein binding. The record is from RefSeq and is a predicted model, not a curated record. The transcript has 4 exons. NCBI's taxonomy places the organism in Eukaryota, Metazoa, Chordata, Mammalia, Diprotodontia, Phalangeridae.
AUGGGAAAUAUAACCAAAAAAGGAACUAGAGGCCCAGUAAUUGACAGAGCCUCUUCUACUGAACCAGUAAGAUCAAAAGCCCUUCACACCAAGCUCUAUGAAGCCAUAAUGAGAGAAGAUUGUACUACCAUUGAAACCCUACUAAGAAAUCAUCCUGUGAACCAGCCAAUGACUGUUUUGGCCAAUUCUACAUGCUACAGAUUACUACUGAACCAGCCAACACAAUCUAUCAUUCCCAUUCAUCUGGCUGCUAAAUACCGAAAAGCACAAAGUUUGCUUUGCUUACUAGAACAUGGUGCUGAUCCAGAAAUAAGGGACACCCGAGGUCACACCACACUUCAUCUCAUGCUCCUACAUUGGCCAAUUACCCCUGCCACUUGGACAGAACCAGUAAACCGUAUUCAGAGAAUCCUGACAGAUAUACAGAAUCAUGCUGUAACGUGUCUUCAUAUCUUAUGUGAGCAUGGAGCUCUGGUUAAUGCUCGAGUAGACAACGACUACAAAUAUUCACCACUCCACUUGGCCAUACGCUAUGGUACCUAUCCAGUUCUCUCCAUUCUAGCCCAGAAUGGUGCUCAUGUCAAUGCCAUUGAUGAAUCAUGCAUGACACCUCUUCACAUGGCUGCUGGCAUACUGAACAAGAAGAUGACUGAAACUCUAAUUGCUUGUGGAGCAAAUGUAAAUUGUACUGUCUCUGCUACUGGGAAUACUGCCCUUAAACUGGCAGUAUGUGCUGCAUCAACUAAAGCAGGCAGGUUAUUGGCGGCAGAUAUAAGCUGUAUCCGUUUACUUUUAACUAAUGGAGCAAAAGUAAAUACCCAAGAUCGUGAAGGACAAACCGCUAUUCAUGAAGCAUGUUUUGGAGGCAGAGAAGCAAUAAUUAACCUACUACUUGAAUUUGAGGCAGAUGUUAAUAUCUUAACAAGAAAUGGGGAAGCUCCAAUUUUUAUGUUUCUUCAGCGUAGAUCCAAUAUAACAGAUACAACACUGCUUGACAAGCUCCUUUAUCUCUCUUAUCCUCUGAAACUGACCAACAAUCAAGGAAUUCUACCCACAGGACUUCUACUACCAGAAUUUCAUCUAUUAAAGGAAACCCUAAUAAGGUUAUCGCAAAAACCUUUAUCCCUACAGGUGAUCUGUAAAAAUAACAUCAGAAAAUUUUAUGGAGAAAAAUAUAAACAACACUUAAAACAACUUCUCCCACCGAAGAUAUGGGAUUCUAUAUAUAGUUACUGUGACCUAUCCCAACUCUUGAAAUAA